Molecule: messenger RNA, 1161 nt
Organism: Chelmon rostratus (copperband butterflyfish)
Lineage: Eukaryota; Metazoa; Chordata; Actinopteri; Chaetodontiformes; Chaetodontidae
Gene: hdhd2
Product: haloacid dehalogenase-like hydrolase domain containing 2
Exons: 9
Coding region: 41-820 (259 amino acids)
Biological process (GO): dephosphorylation
Molecular function (GO): phosphatase activity
Source: RefSeq, a predicted model, not a curated record
CAGGAAGCAGGAAAAGCAGCUGUUGCUAAAGGUCUCCAGCAUGGCGGGCAGACGGGCUCUGAAGGCCGUGCUCAUCGACCUGAGUGGAACUCUACAUAUAGAAGACACAGCGGUGCCUGGGGCGCAGGAUGCCCUGAACAGGUUACGGCAGGCGUCUGUGGCUGUGAAGUUUGUGACCAACACAACAAAGGAGAGCAAGAGGAACUUACUGGAACGACUGCAGCGUCUCAACUUCAACCUCCAGGAAAAAGAGAUCUUCACUUCACUGAGUGCAGCGAGGAGUUUGUUAGAGCAGAAACAACACAGGCCGCUGCUGCUGGUGGAGGACAGCGCACUGGAAGACUUCACUGGCAUUGACACAUCAGAGCCAAACGCCGUCGUCAUUGGACUCGCUCCAGAUCACUUCAACUACCAGACACUCAACAAGGCUUUCAGAAUGAUUCUGGAUGGAGCUCCUCUCAUCGCCAUCCACAAAGCUCGGUACUACAAACGGAAGGAUGGUUUGGCCCUCGGCCCCGGGCCCUUUGUGACGGGACUUGAGUACGCCACAGACUGUAAGGCUACUGUGGUUGGGAAGCCGGAGGAGACGUUUUUCACACAGGCUCUGUCUGAUGUAGGAUGUAGCCCAAAUGAAGCUGUCAUGAUUGGAGAUGAUGCCAGAGACGAUGUGGGCGGGGCUCAGAACGCAGGAAUGUUGGGAAUUCUGGUCAAAACCGGUAAAUACAGGGAAGGGGAUGAGAAUAAAAUCAACCCUCCUCCCCACCUGACAUGUGACAGUUUCCCGGACGCUGUGGAGCACAUCCUGAAGAACCUGCUAUAAGCUGUUGGUAUCAACAGAAUCUUUCAUUUGCACUUGAAAAGACUCCAGUCAUCACUGCUGCAGACUGCUGGUGUUUUAACAGUCGAGGGAAGAGGUUUGUAAGUUGUUCCCCUCACCCCCUCAGCCUGAAAACUAACCAUCCCAUAAGUCUGUCCCAAAAUCAAAAAGACACAUUUACAGAAAAAUGUCCAUUUGAGUGUGGGACCACUUAUCUCUAUACGUCCAGUAAAAGUUAAGCAUGCACUUCAGAAGUAGCCACCAGCUGUUGCCACAAUAGCAAAUGUCUUCCCAUUAUAUACAGUGUAACAGUGUAUAAAUAUAACUUUGAAUAAAAAAUAAUC